Molecule: messenger RNA, 821 nt
Organism: Suillus discolor
Lineage: Eukaryota; Fungi; Basidiomycota; Agaricomycetes; Boletales; Suillaceae
Exons: 2
Coding region: 64-591 (175 amino acids)
Source: RefSeq, a predicted model, not a curated record
UGGUCAAAUAAUAUUUUGCACCUCAAAAACUGCCCGUCCUGCGUUCAUCUUGAGGUGUUACGCAUGUCUGACCCUUAUGUCAUCCAGAAAUGCGUGGUGCAGUCCAUCUCAACUUGUUUUUCGUACGGCAACGAAGUAAUUGACGGCCUGACAAUAGACAAGUAUGGCCUGGUGUUUCAAGGCUCUGAGGCUGUAUCCAUGUUCGUGUGUCCUUCAUGCCGUACAUCGCUGGCGCAGCGAAAACUACCCGCCUUUGCACUUGCCAAUCGCUUGUAUCGUGGAGUCCUUUCCGAGAUAUUUCAGGAUCUCACUUGGCUGGAGGAGAAAUCCUCUGAUCCAUCUCAGCCUAAAGUGUUUCAUGGCAACACAUGUGCACAUGACAUGAAUGUGAUGUCCACUGCUUCUGUCUUGCCACGCACUCCUGCAGACAUUAAUGGCUUCUUGAGUGUCGUGUUCAUCGGACCCGACGCGUUUGAUCCCAAUCGCAUGGGGCAACAUGGAAGAGCAACUACAAAUCACGACGACUUGGCGUGUGAAAGACUGUCAGGCAGAGUCAGGGACUGGCGGCUCGCCGCCGCUACGAUUGUUUAAGACGAAUAUCUCGUCGUCGUGCUAUUCUGAGGUAGCGACAGUGAUACGGAGUCCGAGAAACAUCGCUUCGUGGGAACCAUGAGGUGACAGCUGCCUUGUCAAUCUUUAUGUCUCAGUCCCUAGCGAUUGGCCCAUCAAACCGAGAGCCAAGUUUAUUAUUCUCAGGAAGCUUCUUCAGCUGGUUUGACUAUUCUUGAUAGUAUCCAGUGUUGGAUGACAAUCUACUAGAG